Messenger RNA from Theobroma cacao (cacao), 2480 nucleotides. The record is from RefSeq and is a predicted model, not a curated record. NCBI's taxonomy places the organism in Eukaryota, Viridiplantae, Streptophyta, Magnoliopsida, Malvales, Malvaceae.
CCACUGUCUCGCUCUGUUCUUCAUGGAGGUCAUUUUGCAGCUAGUUUGUCUGAACCAUCCUUCUAAACAAUUUUUUUUUUUUCUUUUCAACAUGUAAAUGUUAGCUUUUUGAGUAUUGCAGCACUUGUGUAUCUUUUUCUUCUUCUUUUUAAAUUAUUUUUAUUUGUUAUUAUUGUUCUUGGGAGACUUCAAUGUUCAGGGAUCUAUCCUACAACCAAGGUCUCACAGGAUCUCUUCCAGCAUCGAUUGGGAAUUUAAAGAAUCUAACAAACUUAAUCUUGGUUGGUUGUGGUUUCAAUGGUCCAAUUCCCGAUUCAAUAGGAUCUCUUUCGCAGCUGAGGUUCCUAUCCCUAAAUUCUAAUGGCUUCACUGGACGUAUUCCACCGUCCAUUGGUAAACUAUCAAAUCUUGUUUGGUUAGAUCUGGCCGACAACCAGCUAGAAGGACCAAUUCCAGUUUCAAAUGUAUCUACACCAGGGCUUGACAUGUUGAUUCAUACCCAACACUUCCAUUUCGGAAAGAAUAAACUCUCUGGCCAAAUUCCAUUUCAACUUUUCAGCUCAGAUAUGACUCUUAUACAUUUGCUAUUUGAAAGCAACGAACUUACUGGAAGUCUUCCUUCCACCCUUGGACUUGUGCAAACUCUGGAAGUGGUACGCUUUGACAACAAUUCACUAAAUGGGCAUCUUCCUUUGAAUCUCAACAACCUUUCAAGAGUUCAAUAUUUGUUUUUGUCCAACAAUAAACUGACCGCCCCUCUGCCUGACCUUACCGGCAUGAACAGUUUGAACACCUUUUACUGCAAACUUCCCCCAUCAAAUUCUGGGCCUUUGUAUUCAACCCCCCCUUCAAAGAACUGUCUGCCUGUUUCAUGCAGUUCAGAUCAAAUUUCGAGCCCCACAUGCAAAUGUGCACAUCCAUAUACAGGAACACUACUCUUCGGAGGCAUUUCCUUCUCAGACUUUAGAACCUCAACUCCAUAUGAAAUUCUAGAGUGGCAAUUGUUGCAGUUCUUCCAGUCCCAUCAACUUCCAGUGGAUUCUGUUUCACUAAGUGAUCCAAGAAUGGAUUUAUUUGAAUAUCAUCUAUUGGACCUUGCUGUAUUUCCGUAUGGCCAAAGCAGUUUCAAUAGAACCGGAAUUUUUAUGAUUGCAUUUGUACUUAGCAACCCGACUUUCAGGGCUCCUAGAGAGCUCUUUGGACCUUAUACUUUUAUUGGUGACAAUUAUGAGCACUUUUCUGACGAACCUGCCAACUCAAAAAAAUCUAGCAUUGCCACAAAAAUAGGAGCAGCAGCUGGUGCUUCAGUGCUGUUUUUACUAUUAGUGCUCGCUGGGACUUAUGCUUAUCGUCAGAAGAAGAGAGCAGAAAGAGCAACCAAAGAGAGCAAUCCUUUUGCACACUGGGAUUCUAAGAAGAGCAGUGGUAGCAUACCUCAGUUAAAAGGAGCAAGGUGCUUCUCUUUUGAAGAGCUUACGAAAUACACAAACAAUUUUUCAGAAGCCAAUGAUAUUGGAUCGGGGAGUUAUGGAAAGGUUUAUAGAGGAACUCUACCCACAGGGGAACUUAUUGCCAUAAAACGAGCUCAGCAAGGAUCUGUGCAGGGUGGGCUCGAAUUCAAAACAGAAAUUGAGCUUCUAUCAAGAGUUCAUCAUAAAAAUGUUGUCAGUCUAUUGGGAUUUUGCUUUGAACGAGGUGAACAAAUGCUAAUAUAUGAGUAUGUUCCUAAUGGCUCUCUAAGUGACAGCCUGUCAGGGAAGUCGGGAAUCCGCAUGGACUGGACCAGGCGACUUAAAAUAGCCCUUGGUGCAGCUAGAGGUUUGGCAUAUCUUCACGAGCUUGCAAAUCCUCCCAUCAUUCAUAGGGACAUCAAGUCCUCUAACAUCUUAUUAGACGAACGCUUAAAUGCUAAAGUUGCUGAUUUUGGUCUCUCUAAACCUAUGGGUGACAGUGAAAGGGGUCAUGUUACCACUCAAGUUAAAGGUACAAUGGGUUACUUGGAUCCUGAAUAUUAUAUGACCCAGCAGUUGACUGAGAAGAGUGAUGUUUAUAGCUUUGGAGUGCUGAUGUUGGAGAUAGUAACUGCAAGAAAACCAAUAGAGCGAGGGAAAUAUAUUGUAAAAGAGGUGAGACUAGCAAUGGAUAAAACAAAAAGUUUAUAUAAUCUCCAAGAGAUUCUUGACGCAUCCAUUGGCUUCGUUGCAACACCCAAAGGCUUGGAAAUGGUCGUGGACCUAGCAAUGAGUUGUGUAGAAGAAUCAGGAGCUGACAGGCCUACAAUGGGUGAAGUGGUAAAAGAGAUUGAAAACAUUAUGCAGCUCGCUGGCAUGAAUCCCAAUGUUGAAUCAGCAUCUAGUUCAGCAACUUAUGAGGAAGCAACUAAGGGAGGUUCACUCCAUCCAUACAGUGAUGACUCUUCUGCUUAUAGUGGGGCCUUCCCAGCUCCAAGAUAGAGCCCCAGUGAGAGUUAUUUUGCUACU